CUCGGCCGGAGAAACGGCCCGUUCUUCCCGGUAAACCGGCCGCUGAGGAGCCCUCCCGCCGGUUACCGGAACAUCGGACACCGAUGAGCUCUGCUGAAGAGAAGACAGUCUCGUGGCGAGCGGAUUCACGGCGCUGUUUGGCGGGUUUUUGGCGGGAUUGGCGGGUUUUUGGGUCGUCGCUGAUUGGCGCAAACAAUGAGUAAACUCUCGUUCCGGGCGCGCGCGCUGGACGCCGCCAAACCGCUCCCGGUGUACCGGAACAGAGACGUACCGGACCUGACGGACUGCGUGUCCAUCAGCAGAGCGGUGCCGCAGAUGCCCACCGGGAUGGAGAAGGAAGAAGAGCUGGAGCACCACCUGCAGAGGGCGAUCUCGGCCCAGCAGGUGUUCAGGGAGAAGAAGGAGAACAUGGUGAUCCCCGUUCCUGAAGCAGAGAGCAACACAACGUACUACGACCGGCUCUACAAAGGAGAGGUCAAAGUUCCCAAACAGCUGAUCCACAUACAGCCUCUGGGUCUGGAUCUGGAGCAGCCGGACUACGACAUGGACUCUGAGGACGAGACGCUGCUCAACAGACUGAACCGCAAGAUGGAGAUUAAACCUCUGCAGUUUGAGACAAUGGUGGACCGACUGGAGAAGGCCAGCACGCAGCAGCUGGUGUCGAUGACGGAGGCGAAGCUGCUGCUCAACGAGGACGACUACCUGUUGAAGUCGGUGUACGAUUACUGGCUGAGGAAGAGGAAGAACUGGCGCGGACCGUCGCUGAUUCCUUACAUCAAACAGGAGAAGAGAGACGGCUCCACCAACAACGACGCCUACGUGGCGUUCAGGCGGCGGACGGAGAAGAUGCAGACCAGGAAGAACCGUAAGAACGACGAGGCAUCCUACGAGAAGAUGCUGAGACUGAGGAGAGAGUUCAGCCGGACGGUCACCAUCCUGGAGAUGAUCAAGAAGAGAGAGAAGUCCAAGAGAGAGCUGCUGCACCUCACUCUGGAGGUGGUGGAGCGGAGGUAUCAGAUGGAAGAUUUCAGUGCAGACAUCCUCCGAGAGGUGACGCUUCCUCUGGGAGAGAAACCUCUGUACAGCGCUCCAGUGACCCUCAACAACAGGCACAAAGCUGAUGUGAAGGUCCAGAAGAAGCCGCUCUCCAUCAGAGACGAACUGACCUUCGACCUCAUCAGACCAAAGAAGAAGUGCGGCAGACGGGAACGACUGUGUCCUCCACAGAGACGGCCGGGUCGCCCCCCCGGCCCGUACACCGUCAACAAGGCCGACAUCAAACAGUACGACUUCCACAGCUCUGGAGAGGACGACUCUCCUCCGCCUCCGCUGUCUCCGUUAUCUUCAACUGACGACGAGGAGAAUAAUCCAGACGGACUUUUCGUCUUCAGGAGGAAAGCUGGAUGUCAAUAUCUGUCUCCUCGGGUGGAGCAGACGAGUGGAGUUGAUGGUGAGCGUUCAGAGAUCGUCCCGUCGUGUGUUCGUCACUCUCUGACUGAACUGUCCCUGCCGCCGCACUGGAGAGGACUGAGCCGGCGCCGGGUGGGCCGAGGGGGAAGGAUCAUUCUGGACCGGGCCUCGUCGGGUCUGGAUCCUCUACUGAAGCAGCUGGACACGUCGACAGAUCCUGUCUCCAGGACCAGUACCUGCCUCCUCAGUGACCCGGUUCUACUGGACCAGAGGUCCCCCCUGACCUCAGGACACAGCGCCCCCUCCCUGACCUCAGGACACAGCGCCCCCUCCCUGACCUCAGGACACAGCGCCCCCCCCCUGACCUCAGGACACAGCGCCCCCUCCCUGACAGAAGUCCUGAACAACAUCCAGACCCUGAGGAGAUGCUGCUUCAGACCCAGACCAGCUCAGGACCAGAGAGGGGGGGGCAACAGGACCACAGGAUCCAGACUCGCCUGCCGUCUGUCUAGCACCAGGAACACUGCAGCAGCAGGGGGCAUCACAGAGGAGCAGUACCACAGCCAUCAGCAGCAGCUGGUCCAGAUGCAGAAAGAACAGCUGGAACAGCUGCAGCUACAGAACAACACAGUUUCAUCCAGGAAGACACAUCUGGACGCACACAGCUCCCAGUCCUCCAGGUCCAGUGAUUCCUCGUCUAAGACUCUGGACUCGGCCAGCGCUCACUUUGCAGCGUCGGCAGUGAUCAGCGCUCCUCCAGCUCACAGUCACGUCAACACCGACAACAAAACCUACAAGACCAGCGUCAACGGAGUCGUCCACCCUUCAGGUCCCUCCAGGCCUCCGUACUCCUCCUCCUCUCUCAGCAGGUCGGGGCUUUCGGCUCGGGGGUCUUCAUCGCUCCCGGCUCACUCCUCCUCGUCGCCUCAGUCCCUCCCCAACCAGCGGAGCCAUGUGGGGGCCGUUUCCCCCGCUCACCCUCACAACGCUCGCCACUCUGCCCCCCCAACAUCUGCCUUAAAACUGGCCACGGUGGCCGCCAGCCUGGACCGAGUGCCCAAAGUGUCCAGCGGCAGCAGCCUGCCCAGGUAAAGAAACACAUAGACGCUCACGAGCCGGAGCGGCUGCUAAACGGCCUAUCAGAGACCACGCUGGCCAUGGAGGUCACAUAGCAUCGUAUCCCAUCAUCCCCUGCUCCCUCUGACCGGUGAAUGUGACACGCCGCGACCUCCACAAGAAGAGAAGAAGAAGAAGAAGAAAAAGAAAAAGAGCGGAGUCUCUGAUGAUUAUUAUUGUACAGUUUGUAAAAAAUGUCUCUGCUGUAAAAUAGUUUCUGUGUCUCUUUAGUUUCAUCAUGUUCUGUAGAAUCAACUCUGAUUGGUCCAUGAGCAGACCUGUAUCUUGGCUCUGAUUGGUCCAUGAGCAGACCUGUAUCUUGGCUCUGAUUGGUCCAUGAGAAGGCCUGUAUCUUGGCUCUGAUUGGUCCAUGAGCAUACCUGUAUCUUGGCUCUGAUUGGUCCAUGAGAAGGCCUGUAUCUUGGCUCUGAUUGGUCCAUGAGCAGACCUGUAUCUUGGCUCUGAUUGGUCCAUGAGCAGACCUGUAUCUUGGCUCUGAUUGGUUUAUUUAUUUGUCAUGUUUACAUUUUGUAUCAUUUCUUUUCCCAAAGAUGGAAAACUGUAAAAUGUAAUUUGGUUUCACAAAUUGAAACGAUGUUUUUGUGACAUUUUUUCAUUGAGUUUGUUUUUUAAAUGUUUAAAGACUCUUCAGGCCGCCUGAUAAUUUAAAAACUUCACUAAAAAUCAAAAACCUGCAGCUGGAGACGAAUGUUUUUAUAUUUUUAAAGUCAAACAGCAGCUGAUCAGACGUGUGCGUGUAGAGAAGAACACGCGUGACUGUCACACGCUGUUUGUGCUUCACAUGAAAAAAU
Molecule: messenger RNA, 3338 nt
Organism: Scomber scombrus (Atlantic mackerel)
Lineage: Eukaryota; Metazoa; Chordata; Actinopteri; Scombriformes; Scombridae
Gene: epc2
Product: enhancer of polycomb homolog 2 (Drosophila)
Exons: 14
Coding region: 196-2502 (768 amino acids)
Biological process (GO): regulation of transcription by RNA polymerase II
Cellular component (GO): piccolo histone acetyltransferase complex
Source: RefSeq, a predicted model, not a curated record